Messenger RNA from Dicentrarchus labrax (European seabass), 9423 nucleotides. RefSeq names its product IgGFc-binding protein. The record is from RefSeq and is a predicted model, not a curated record. The coding region runs from base 32 to 9058 and encodes 3008 amino acids. Lineage: Eukaryota; Metazoa; Chordata; Actinopteri; Moronidae. Gene Ontology annotation, molecular function: protein binding. The transcript is spliced from 23 exons.
AAAAUCAUCAUACAUAUGCCUCUUAGCAGCCAUGGGGACCCUGUUGCUGCUUUGUGCUUUGGGGGCUUUAUUCAGCUGUCCAUCUAGCGCUGGAUGGGCAGGGAGGGAGUUUGUCUUGUCAUUCAUGCAGAAUUAUGCUCCUAACUACGACAGUCCUCGCUUUCAGCUCUACAUCACAGCUGUUCAGGCCAAUGCUAAAGUGACAGUGCAAGUUCCUCCUAUAAACUUCAAGCAAGAGAAAACUCUAAAUGCUGGAGAGACAGUCACCAUCAGUCUCCCCACUAGUAUUGAGAUGUACGGCAGCAAGAAAUCUCCCAACACAGUGCGCAUUGAAGCCUCGGCUGAUGUGACCGUAACUUCCUUCAACUACAAGCUGUACACAGCAGACACCUCUGUGGUGUAUCCCACCACUGAAUGGGGCACAGAAUAUUUCAUCUUUACACCUGCUGGAACCCCUUAUGGCUCCUAUAAAGAGUUCUCUGUGACAAAUGGGAAAGAGAGCAACGAAGUGGAGAUUUUCCCUCAAGGCCCAAUCAAGUUCCAGGGUCGUGUCUAUAGGCAAGGCAACCGAAUGGUACUAGAUCUCCAACCGUAUGAAAGUGUCCAGCUCCAGAGCGUGUAUGAACUUUCUGGCACCAGAGUCGCCUCUCAGCGCCCUGUUGCUGUAGUCUCGGGUCACACGUGCACCUGGCGCUUCUCGAAAUGUAAUCACGUUUAUGAGCAGCUACUGCCAGUAAGCAGAUGGGGAUCCAGCUUCGUUGUGCCUCCCCUGAGCUUCCAGAAGAGAUAUGACAGUGUCUACAUCCAGGCCUCCCAGCCCACCCGAGUCACUGUCCAAUACAGCAACCGCAAAAAUGUCCUGAGUCUGACCAGGGGGCAAGUAAUAGAGCUCCGCUACCAUGAUCCUGAAACACUGUCCAUUCAGGCUGAUCAUGGCAUCCAGGUCCUCUUGCUUUUCAACGGUGUCGCACGGAGCUGGCUCAAAUUCUAUGACCCUUUCUUGAUGACCAUCCUGCCCACAGACCGUUUCUGCUCCUCUUACUCUCUAGAGGCUCUGAAGGGCUUUGAAAACCAAGCCCUGAUUGUGGCACAGACCAGUGCAAUGGCAGAGUUGCGUAUUGAUGGUACGAACUUGCCCCGUGGUGUCCAGUGGAAAAAGGUUCCAGGGACAGAUUUCUCCUGGGCGCAUAUGCCCUACAAACAAACACCUGGCAACAAUCGACACACACUGUCCAGCUCUGGUUCCCGCUUUGGUCUCUACAGUUUGGGAGUCAGCCAGAUGAAUGGUUAUGGUUCCCCAGGACAAUGUAUCCAGCCAGGAAGUGGAUCUUUGUCCUGCAGCACUAUCACCUGCAGUGCCAGUGAGGUGUGUGAAAUGAGGGGUGGGUAUCCCUCAUGUGUCCCCAAGCCAGGGGAGCGCAAACCUGGUACCUGCACAGCCAUGGGAGAUCCUCAUUACCGUACCUUUGACGGGCGACAUUAUAACUUCAUGGGUACCUGCACAUAUGUUAUUGCUAAAAACUGUGGAAAGGAUGAUCUCCCAGCCUUUGAGGUCGUCGCCCAGAAUGAGAACAGAGGAAAUCUCAGGGUUUCAUAUGUCGCCCUGGUCACAGUGAAGGUGUAUGGCGUCACCAUCACAAUAGCUCGGUCUGAGACAGGUCGUGUAAGGAUUGACAAUAGUCUGUGGGGUUUGCCAGUAUUCUUGAACAACAACAAACUAGUUAUGUUUCAGAGCGGCCGCUCUGUCGUCAUUGAGACUGAUUUUGGUCUGACUGUCCGUUAUGACUGGGAACACUAUCUUGUGAUCAAUCUGUCUGGCAGUUACGCGGGUAAGACUUGUGGUCUCUGUGGCAACUUCAAUGGCAACCCCAGAGAUGAUUUCACCACACCCUCCGGCACCCAGGCAGGUGGGGCUGUGGCCUUUGGAAGCAGCUGGAAGGUGCCAGGGCUGGUGAAAGAUGCUCUGUGCAGAGAUGACUGUGUGGGUGGCUGUGAGCGCUGCGAACACAGCCUGAUGAAGAUGUGGGAGGGUAACUUGUUUUGUGGGCUCAUCACACUUAUAAUAAAUGGCCCAUUCAGCAAAUGUCAUGCCGUCAUUGACCCACAAGCAUACCUGGAGAACUGUAAAUAUGAUGUAUGCAUGGGAGGCGGCCUUCGACAUUUCCUCUGCAGGGCUCUGGAGGCUUACACUGAAGCCUGCCAGCUUGCUGGGAUCCAGGUCCAAGACUGGAGGAGGAUUGCACGAUGCCCUACUGACUGUCCAGCCAACAGCCACUAUGAGCUUUGUGGCAAUGCCUGUCCUGCCACUUGUUUUGACCCUAAUGCUCCUUCCAAAUGCAAACGCCGCUGUGUGGAGACCUGCACCUGUAACGCAGGCUUUGUUCUGAGCGGAAGCCAGUGUGUGCCCGCUGCCCAGUGUGGAUGUACGUACGAGGGUCGAUACAUCCCUGCUGGGGAGUCAUUCUGGGCUGACCAGGGCUGCCGGCGACUGUGUAAAUGCGUAGCUGGAAGCAGACGGGUGGAGUGCCAGGAUAAAGGCUGUGGGGCAGGGCAGCAGUGCCAAGUGGUUGAGGGCAUAAGGAAGUGCCAAGCAAUCUCCCACAGCACUUGCCAGGCCACCGGUGACCCCCAUUACGUGACCUUUGACAAGAGGAAGUUUAACUUCCAGGGCACAUGUGUGUACCAACUGGUUGCACUUUGCUCCAAGAACCCAGAUUUGGUGCCCUUUGAAGUGUUGGUGCAGAAUGAUCACCGGGGCAGCAAGGUGGUUUCCUACACCAAAUUAGUGGAGAUCAAGGUGUCCUCCCUCAGCAUUGUCAUUUCAAAGACCUACAAGGGCAUGAUUAUGGUGAAUAAUGAGCUGGUCAACCUGCCUGUAACCCUGGAUGGAGGGCAGAUAUCUGUGUAUAAGAGCGGCUGGUACGCUGUAGUUACCACUAACUUUGGCCUCAAAGUGUCCUUCAACUGGGAAAGUGCAGUUUUUGUAACACUGCCAAGCAACUACAUGGGAGCCGUUUGUGGCCUCUGUGGCAACUAUAACGGCAAACCUCAAGAUGACCUGAUUCCAAAGAAUGGUGGCAAACCUGUCUCACCAAAAGAUUUUGGUACCAGCUGGCGAGUGGCAGAGAUCCCAGGCUGUGUUGAAGGCUGUAAAGGGGUGUGUCCUGAUUGUGACAUUACCCAGAAGGUUCAGUACGAAAAAGGAGAUUUCUGUGGUAUUUUGACAGACCCCAAAGGUCCGUUCCGUGAUUGCCAUGCCAAGGUGGACCCAGCUGGCUACUUUGAAGAUUGUGUUUAUGAUGUGUGCCUGUAUAAGGGCAGAAAGGAUGUGCUCUGUCAGGCUAUUACAUCGUACACCUCUGCCUGCCAGGCUGCGGGAGCCAAAGUGUACAGCUGGAGAACCAGUCAGUUCUGUGCGGUGAAAUGUCCAGUCCAUAGCCACUAUGAAGUCUGUGCAAUGGCCUGUCCUGCCUCAUGCAAGAGCUUGAUCCCUCCUCAAGGAUGCCAGGCUCAGUGUGAGGAGGGAUGUUCCUGUGAUGAAGGGUACAUCCUCAGUGGAGAUCUCUGUGUUCCCUUCUCAGAGUGCGGCUGCCUCCACGAAGGUCGCUACUACCGCAUCGGCCAAGUGUUUUAUCCUAAUGGACAGUGUCAGGAGGAAUGCAAGUGCACACAAGAUGGAGAGGUUGAGUGCAAGAAGUUUGCAUGUGGCCCAAAUGAGAAGUGUAAAAUAGAGAAUGGCGUCCAAAAAUGUCACCCUGUUGGUAAGGGUGUGUGCCAUGCCUCUGGUGACCCCCAUUACAGCUCUUAUGAUGGGCGAAAAUUUGAUUUCCAGGGCACCUGCACCUACACACUCUCUGAGAGCUGUGGGCUGGAAGGCACCAACCUGGUAGCCUUUUCUGUUCAGGUGGAGAACGUGCAGUGGAACCAGAUAAGGAACAAAGUGGUGUCCGUCACUAAACUGGUUGCUGUGGAAGUCUACGGCUUCACAAUCAUCAUGAGGAACAACAUGUUUGGGGUCCUGGUAAAUGGAGUGUUUAACUACCUUCCUCUGAAUCUUAAUGAUGGAGCAGUGCAAAUCUAUCAAGAAGGCAUACAUUAUGUUAUUGCAACAAAUUUUGGACUGCUUGUCACUUAUGACCUGGUCUAUCAUGUGACAGUCACAGUACCUGGUAAUUACCGCGGUAAGGUCUGUGGCCUGUGUGGCAACUACAACGGCGAUCAAAAAGACGACUUCCAAAUGCCCAACCGUAAGCUCACCAACAACGUGAAUGCGUUUGGAAAAUCAUGGAAGGUCACCAUCCCUAAUGUGGUGUGUGGAAAUGGCUGUGAAGGGAAUAACUGUCCUGACUGUGAACCGGCUCGCAAGGCUGUGUUUUCAAAGACCACUUACUGUGGUAUUGUUACAGCACCCAAAGGUCCUUUUGCAGACUGCCAUAGUAAAUUGAACCCACAGCCAUACUUUGAUGACUGUGUGUUUGAUCUGUGUGCCUCCAACGGUGAUGGAAAGGUGCUGUGUAACAGCGUAGCAGCAUAUGCCUUCAACUGUCACAUGGCAGGAGUGGAUGUCAAAAACUGGAGGACGGCUUCAUUCUGUCCCAUGAAAUGCCCAGCCAACAGUCACUAUGAGGUGUGUGCAGACCCCUGCUCUGCAUCCUGCCAGGGCCUCACAGAGAUUGUCCAGUGCUCCAGCAGCUGUAUAGAAGGCUGUGAAUGUGACGAUGGCUUCUUAUUCAAUGGACAAAUGUGUGUUCAAGAGUCUCAGUGUGGCUGCUAUGAGAAUGGAAAAACUUACAAGCCUGGUGAAGUGGUGUAUGAGAAAGACUGUGACACAAAGUGCACCUGUAAUCCAGCGACAGGCCUUGUCUGUGAAAAGCAUUCAUGCCCUCAAAGCACCAAAUGCAUGGUCAAGAAAGGAAUCAGGGCAUGCUACAACACAGAUCCCUGCAAAGAUGCCAAGUGUCGGGUCAAAGAGAAGUGCCGUGUUGAGAAAGGAGAAGCUGUGUGCGUCCCUGAGUACACAGGCGUCUGCUGGGCCUGGGGUGACCCCCACUAUCACACUUUUGACGGUUACAACUAUGACUUCCAGGGCACGUGCAAAUACGUCAUCUCCAAGACAUGCGGGAGUCUGGAUGGUCUAGUGCCGUUCUUAAUCACUGAGAGGAAUGAUAACCGUGGAAACACAGCAGUUUCUUACGUCAGGGAGGUAGAUGUGUCUGUGUACGGGUACACCAUCACCAUCCGCAAGAACCAAGUUGGUCGAGUCACGGUGGAUGGUGAGCUGUUGAAUCUACCUGUGCAACUGGGUGAGGGUGAGGUGUCAGUGCUUCAGCGUGGUCACACUGCAGUGGUAGAGACAAACUUUGGCCUGGUUGUCUCCUACGAUUGGAACUGGGAGUUUAUCAUCAGGCUGCCCAGCAGCUACUACGGCAGUGUCUGUGGUCUAUGUGGCAACUUCAACGGCAACAGCCGCGAUGAGCUGCAGAAUCCAGCUGGCAAAGCUGUCUCCUCAGUGAUAGAGUGGGGCAAGAGCUGGCAAACGCCUGACCAGGACAAAGACCAUCCUUGCUGGGACACAUGUGUGAAAAACUGUCCUACCUGUGACGGUAGCCAGGUUAAGCUCUAUGAGACUGAGGCUUCCUGUGGGGCCCUUGCAGCCAAGACCCAUGGUGUGUUCCAGAAAUGUCAUGGAAAAUUGGACCCCCAGGCCUUCAUGAACAGCUGUGUGUAUGAUAUGUGUUUGAAUAAGGGAGACAAAAAGAUGCUGUGCCAGGCAUUGGCCUCCUACAGUAAGCAAUGUCGUGAGGAAGGAAUAAUAAUCAAGGGGUGGAGGAAAAUGUUUGGCUGCCCGAUGAACUGUCAGCGUCACAGCCACUAUGAAGACUGUGCCAGCCCAUGCCAGCCAUCCUGCCCAUUCCCUGAGCAAAAGCAAACCUGCAAUGGUGUCUGUGUGGAGAGCUGUGUGUGUGAUAAGGGCUACGUCCUCAGCGCUGGUGUCUGUGUGCCUGCUAAAACAUGCGGUUGCUCCUAUCAGGGCCGCUACUACAAGCCAGGUCAACACUUUUGGGAUGAUGAGACUUGCGGCCGCCUAUGCGAGUGUGAUGCGACGCUGGGCAUGGUGACAUGCCGCGAGGCUUCCUGCUCUGCCAACGAGAGGUGCACCAUAGUGGACGGGGAGCGUGCCUGCCGACCCAUCAGUCACGCCACUUGCUCGGCCUCAGGUGACCCACACUACCGGACUUUUGAUGGCCGCAGGUAUGACUUCCAGGGCACAUGUGUAUAUCAGCUGGUGGGACUGUGCUCUCAGAAGACUGGGCUUGUGCCUUUCAAGGUGACUGUGCAGAACGACCACCGAGGAAGCAAGGCUGUGUCCUACACAAGGACUGUCACGCUUACCAUAUAUGGCAUCACCCUUACCAUCAGCAGAGAAUACCCCUACAGGGUCCUGCUCAAUGGGCAGCUUGCUUCGUUACCACUGGUUUACAAUAAUGAGCUGCUCGUGUUUCUCAGCGGCUGGACAGCUGUAGUGGAGACAGUUGCUGGUAUCACCGUGACCUUUGACUGGCGGAGCACAGUGAGCGUUACUCUGCCCAGCAACUAUCAGGGCGCAGUCUGCGGACUGUGUGGCAACUACAAUGGUAAAGCUCAGGAUGACCUGACCAUGCCGAACGGCCAGACUGCCAAUAAUGGAGCCAAGCUGGGGGAGAGCUGGCAGGUGGCCCUCGUACCAGGCUGUUCAUCAGUCUGCCAAGGGGCAUGGUGCCAGGCCUGUUCAGAAUCCCAGAGGAAAGAGUACCAAGCCCAGAAAUACUGUGGUAUUAUCGCUGACAAGGCAGGGCCUUUCAGAGAUUGUCACAUGCGUGUGGACCCUGCUCCUUACCUGGAGGACUGUGUGUAUGAUGCCUGUCACUAUCAUGGCCAUCAUGAAUCAGUCUGUGAUGCCGUGGGAGUCUAUGUCUCUGCCUGUCAGAGCCUAGGAAUCACCAUCCACUCCUGGAGAAGAGAUAAUUUCUGUUCAAUGGUGUGUCCAGCUAAUAGCCACUAUACUCUAUGUGCUACGGGUUGCCCAGCCACCUGUGCCAGUUUAAUCUCCCUUACCACGUGCCGCAGGCCCUGUACAGAAGGCUGUGAGUGUGACGAGGGCUUCUUGCUGAGUGGGGAUACCUGCGUGCCUGUGAGAGACUGUGGCUGCUCCUAUGAUGGUCAAUACUACAAGAAAGGCGACGUCUUCUACCCUGAAACCCAGUGUGUUGAGCAAUGCGUCUGUGGAGAGAAUGGCGCAGUGUCUUGCCAAAAGGCCAAGUGCCGGCCAGGGGAGACCUGUAAGCUUGUAAAUGGAAUGAAAAGCUGCCAUCCUGAGGGGCAAGGCAAGUGUGUGGCUUCCGGUGACCCUCAUUACAUUUCCUUUGAUGGCCGGAGGUUUGAUUUCCAGGGUACCUGUGUCUAUGUAUUGGCCAAGGUUUGUGAUGAUGACAAGGGCUAUCUGACGCCAUUCACUGUAACUCAGGGGAAUGAGAAGUAUGGAAAUGGAAAAGUGGCUGUCACCAAGUCGGUUGCUGUGGCGGUCUAUGGUUUUGUCAUUCACAUCCAGCAGGGAAUGCCAUGGAAAGUCAUUGUGGAUGAUGAACUCCUGAACCUUCCUCUCUCACUGGACAAUGGACGUCUGAGAGUCACCCAGGAAGGUCGCAACAUAAUUGUCCGGACAGACUUUGGACUGAUAGUUCUGUAUGACACAGUCUAUUAUGUUGAGGUGAUCGUACCUUCUACAUACCAGGGUAAGAUGUGUGGUCUUUGCGGCAACUACAACAAGAAGGGUGGCGACGACUUCAUACUUCCUGGUGGCAGACAGACAAAGAACGUCGAUGACUUUGGGAAGGCGUGGGUGGUGGACCUGCCUGGGCAUGUGUGUGGGGGCUGUGGAGGCCAGUGUCCAGUAUGUGAGCAGGCCAAGGCCACCAUGUAUGGAAAACCGGACUCUUGUGGCAUCAUGAGUGCACCUAAUGGGCCUUUCAAAGCCUGCCACAGUAAAAUUGACCCAGCAGCAUAUGUGUCUAAUUGUGUGUUUGAUGUUUGUGCUUUGGGUGGCGACAAAGACACCCUUUGUAACAGUGUGCAGGCCUAUGCUUUGGCCUGCCAGAGCGCAGGAGUGAAACUACAGCCAUGGCGGAGCGCCUCUUUCUGCCCUGCUUCCUGCCCUCCACACAGUCACUAUGAGAUGUGUGCCGACACCUGUAGCGGGACCUGUGCCAGUUUUAUUUUCCCAUUUACUUGUUCUGAAAGCUGUUUUGAAGGAUGCCAAUGUGAUGCCGGCUUUGUUUUUGAUGGCAUCCAGUGUGUUCCUUUGGACAACUGUGGGUGUGUGCACAAUGGCAGAUAUCUGACGGUGGACCAAACAGUUGUGGACAAAGAUUGUAACUCCAAGUGUGUGUGUCAGGCCUCUGGGCUGGUGAAGUGUGAAAAGCUGUCCUGUGCCAGUGGAGAAGUUUGUGGUGUAAGAGAGGGGGUCAGGGGUUGCCACAUCAAAAGGGGCCACUGCAGUGUCAGCCAAGUCGGCCACCUCACAUCCUUUGACGGCAUGUCUGGAGCUAUAGGCGCUAAAGGGGCAUUUGAAGUGGCGUCUCUGUGUGACGAGACUGCUAAGCUGUGGUUCCGUGUAGUUGUGGACGUUAGGGUCUGCAGUAGAGGUGCGUCUCCCACUGUAGCCACCGUGUAUGUGUUCUUCAAGGAAACCACCGUCGCAGUGAACAGCCAACACGUGACCUGGGUAAAUGGCAGGAAAGUGUCUCUUCCCAGCAAAGUGACGAGUGAUGUAUCCGUCCAAAUCUCAGAAAGGACUGUGAUCAUUGAGAGGGCAUCUGCUGUGCGGGUCACCUACUCAAUUUCACAGGAGGUCACCGUCAUUAUUGACAGUAGCCUGUCCGGUAAAGUGUGUGGUGCCUGUGGCAACUACAAUAACAACUCCAAAGAUGAUAUGAAGACAGCAGAUGGAAAAAUCACCACUGAUGUGUCUGUGAUUGUCGGCUCCUGGAGCGCUGGGGAUUUUUCUAGAUGCGGCCUGUAGAGAUGUUGGCUCUGCUGCGAUAGAAAGCAUCUGGUCUUCAGGAUGAAGAACAAUGUGAAGUCGUUCAGCUACAGUUGCUUAUUUACAGCCAGUUUCACUCAUCACACUUCAGUACUUCCUCUUGAUUCAUGAAAUGGUUUUGGUUGUUUACUGGUGGUCUGGUCCUCUAUUGUUAAUCUUGGAGCGAUAGAAAAACCUCGCUCACUCUUGACCAACACCUCCAUCUAGUGGAGGAAGGAAUUACAGCACCUCUAGUCUUCUCUUACCCUGUACCUGCCUUAUUAUACUUGCUUAGUUUUAAAAAAAUAUGUUCUACAAAAUGUGUUCCCCUUACUGUUCUGAGCAAUAAAUACAUUUUAAUUAAA